AUGUGUGUGGGGUUGUAUGUGUUUACCUGGGGCCCUUGUUUCCCCACCAUUCCCCCUCUGACCCGGUUCCCUCCUACCCUAUCCCCCCGGCCCUCCACACCCCCGCCCCGCCAAAAAACCGCUGCCCAGGUGGCCCUUUGUACCCUUGGAGUGGUGAUCUGCUAUGCGGACAGAUCCAACAUCUCGACUGCCGUACUGCCCAUGGCGCAGCAGUUUGGUUGGGAUAAGGCCUACCAGGGGGUUGUGCUCUCGGUGUUUUUUGGGGGAUACGCCACCACGCAAAUCCUUGGGGGAAAGCUGGCGGACCAGUACGGCGGGAAGAUGGUGCUGGCGGCCGGAGUCGCACUGUGGUCCCUGUUCACGUACGCCACUCCGGCUGCUGCGGCUGCGGGCACCCUGCCGCUGCUGGUCGCCCGGGUGAUGCUGGGGGUGGGGGAGGGAGUGGCGUUCCCGUCCAUACACUCACUCAUAGCUCGUAACGUGCCAGUCCGAAGCCAGACGACAGCGGUGGGCAUUGUUACGGCAGCGUCGUACGCCGGUACGGCACUCGCCUUUGGCAUCAGCCCGCUCAUCAUCAGCAAAUUUGGUUGGGAGUGGGUCUUUUACGCCUUCGCCGGGCUGGCGCUGCUCUGGCUGCCCCUUUGGCUGCCGGUCAAAACACUGGACAAGUUCAAGAAGCCGGAGACGGCGCUGCAGGCCGCCGACACGUCAGCGGCGGUGGGGGCGGCCGCUGGCGGCAGUGCGAGCACGAGCCACGGCACGAGCAGUAGCAGUAGCAGUAGCAACCCUUGGGCGUUGCUGCGACGGCGGGAGGUUUGGGCCAUCUGUGCGGCGCAGUACACUCAGAGCUGGGGCAUGUACGGCCUUCUCAACUGGCUUCCCACGUUCUUUUCAGAGUUUUAUCACGUACAGCUUGCGGAUCUGGGGUCGUACACGCUAUUGCCGUACGUAUUCCAGGGAGGGCUUGGCGCCGCUACGGGGUUCCUGGCGGACUAUUUGAUCCGCUCUGGGUGGCAAGUGGGCACUGUACGGAAGAUUUUGCAGGUCGCCGGUAUGCUGGGCCCCGCCGCGUGUCUGUGUCUGGCCGUGUCCCCCGUUGUGGGCGCCUCCGCCUCCCUGGCCUCGGCGCUCAUCACUGUGGGACUGGGCUUCUCAGCUCUGACGCUGGGGGGCGUGUCGGCCUCGCAUCUGGAUGUGGCGCCGCGGAAUGCGGGGCUGGUGUUUGGGGCGGGGAAUACGGCAGCCACGUUGGCAGGACUGGUUUCGGUGCCGGUUACUGGAUAUGUGCUACAGACGACGGGCUCCUGGCCGCUGGUGUUCGGCAUCACCGCCUUACACUACGUGGCGGGUGCAGUCGCUUGGACGAUAUGGUCGGGAGAUAAGCCCCUGCCCGAAGAUGGGGGAGGGGCCACGGCAGUAGCAGUAGCACCAGCAGGAGGGGGUGGGGGCAACGCUUGA
This is a messenger RNA of Volvox carteri f. nagariensis, 1458 nucleotides long. RefSeq lists its product as uncharacterized. The transcript has 7 exons. Bases 1 to 1458 code for a protein of 485 amino acids. Gene Ontology annotation, biological process: transmembrane transport. The record is from RefSeq and is a predicted model, not a curated record. NCBI's taxonomy places the organism in Eukaryota, Viridiplantae, Chlorophyta, Chlorophyceae, Chlamydomonadales, Volvocaceae. Gene Ontology annotation, molecular function: transmembrane transporter activity.